UGAUCUUGUAUAGAUUUUACUGUUAGGUGGAAGAGAGGUCAGCGACACAAUUGUCAUCGAUUGCAAACGGGAAAAUUCAGGCACGUUGCACCGACAUGCAAAAGAAAAAGAAUCGAGCGAAAACCGAGGGCGAUCGGUUUCACUGAUGACUGGUCGAAAUUUGGCGCGAUCAAAGUACGAAAAUAAAAGAGAGGAACGAAUACAACGAAAGGAGAAAAUAAGAAGGUGAAAGAGGAUGUUCGAUGAGGAUGGCUAGUCACGCGACGUAACACAGUCCCAGCUUCGAACGAGAGGCAGGACCCACUAGUUGUAAUUAUAGUUAUCUGCGCGAUGUUCUCGGAACGCUUUGCUUCGACCCCUCCUUCGAGCUUACCGAGAAGCAAGAGGGAGACAGUGCGAACCACUGUCGGACGAGACAAAACUAUACAGAGAGCAACGGAUCGAAAAAGGAUAGACGAAGUGAAAUCAGAGAUGGAGGGGACGGUGGACACACUGGGCCGAGGAUGAAAGUUACAUAUAUAUAGAGGGAGAAAGAAUUCAGAUCGCAGAAGAGAAGUGCAGUCUUCUGCCCUGGCCCCAGAACGAUCCUCGCCGAUCUAUCAGAGCGAACCGAACCGUCGACGGAAGUAGGUCCCUCGGUACUGCGUUCCAUUCACGAGCAAAACAGGACUGACCCGUAAACAACAAUAACAGCUAAAAAUGAGAAACUUCGUGUUAAUGUUGUUUUUCAUUCAUCUCGCCUUUGCCACGAUUGGCCGUCAUCACAGGGACCGGGGAUUUUUGAAUCACGUGCAACUGGUGCACGAAUUUCGGUGCUCCUCGCCGCAACCAAGGGCCGUGCCGGUGGAAAAGCUUUUAACCGUUGGCCCUAGCCCCGAUGAGGUUUUCUAUCCUGCCUCCACCGUUUUGACGCGUUGCGACGGAGCUGGAUGUUGCCCGGACCCCAAACAGAUUUGCGCACCUGUCGAGACUAGAAACGUCAGCCUUGUCUUUAUGGUGAAGCACAUGAUCGACCGGCAACGCGAUAGACAUCACGAAGUGAUACACGUUUUGGAGCACACCAAGUGCGGAUGCGUCGAUAAGAAAUUGAUCGAAUUCGACUGAUUCUUCUUUCUAGAGAAAGCUUCUCUCUGUCGAGGACUUACAUCCGUUGCUUUAAGAAUAUUGUUAAGUAGUUUUUUGGUACUUUGUCUUCUUGUAGUAACCAAAAUGAUAUUUAUAAUUGCGCGAGUAAAUAACGGUGUAGUUAGUAGAUUAAGUUUAAUUGUAAGACGAGUUCCUUGAUUUAAUCAUCCUUCAGGAUUUUUGACUGUGAUAUUUUCAUAAAGUAGCGUAAAAUGUAUCUUUGUUAUUUAUAACAUGGAAUUAAUAAAAUAUAGAUACUUGUAGGUGACGCUA
This is a messenger RNA of Hylaeus anthracinus, 1398 nucleotides long. RefSeq lists its product as uncharacterized. The transcript has 2 exons. Gene Ontology annotation, biological process: hemocyte migration. NCBI's taxonomy places the organism in Eukaryota, Metazoa, Arthropoda, Insecta, Hymenoptera, Colletidae. Gene Ontology annotation, molecular function: growth factor activity. Gene Ontology annotation, cellular component: membrane. The coding region runs from base 700 to 1104 and encodes 134 amino acids. The record is from RefSeq and is a predicted model, not a curated record.